AUGUCGUCCUCAGCGUCGCGCUCGAGCGGCGUCCACCAGGACUUCAUCGCCAGAAUCCGCUUCUCCAAUGCCCUACCACCGCCUCCAUGCCCGCCGAAGCUCCUCGACAUCCCCAACACCGGCCUCGCCAGUGGUCAAUACACCACCCCGGGCUUUGCUUCUCGUCUGGCGAGGGAGCAGCCGCUCAACGUCGAGGCAGAUGCCGAGCUGGGCAUGCCGCUCGACCUGGUGGGCAUGCCAGGCGUGUUUGACGGCGACGAGCGUUCAAUCCAGGCUCCUGCUCACACCCCACAAGUCCACCCGCACGACCGCCCUCUCCUGCGGCCGCUAUCCACACUCGGCAAACCAAAGGUCUCCGAAGUUGCCGUCUCUUUCCUUCGACGCACCGAGUACAUCUCGACCGGCGCCGUCAAGCGGUCCGAAGCCUCGCCUCUCCGCCCGGGCGCCGGCAACGCGAAACCCAAGCGGCCUGAGAAGAGGAAAUCGCCCGAGCCUGACGCGGGCACCCCUGCCUACGUGCGCCGCAAGAUCGAGCACAGCUUCGCCGUCACCCAGAAGGCGCUGCGCCCGGAGGGCCAGCGCAACAUCCGCCACCCCACCCGCAAGGGCCUCCGCCUGGUAGAGGCCUACCCCAUGAUCCCGGACCUCGACGCCUUCCCCGACAGCGGUGCCUAUGUCACCGUCAAGUUCGCGACGAACCCCGUGUCGGGCCACAUCGUCGGCGGCGGCACGGGCACCUCCAAGGCGUACGACACGCGCCUCCUCUCCGGUAUCUUCAAGCCUAUCGAGCGGUCGGCCACUGAGGAGGCGGCGUACGAGGCCGCGCUGGAGGCCUGGGAGCAGGACCCGGAGCGCAACCCCAAGCCGUCCAACACCAUGAACUACGACUUCUACCUGCCCGAGACCCAGGACACGGGCGACAAGUUCCGUGCCAAGUUCGACGUCGAGAACCCGGACCGCGACGACGCGGAUCUGUACACGGCCCAGUCGAGCGGGCAGGGCUGCUUCCAGUUCGCCCGCGUCCGCGGGUACGAGGCGUCGGACGAGAAGGAGCUCGCGCACGACACCAAGUACGACGAGGAGAUCAUCCUCUCCUUCACCGGCGACGGCAACGUCCCCGGCGGCAAGGUCGCCGGCGCGUCCAAGGGCGGCGCGGUGCUCUACUACCCCGUCAUGCAGCGCAGCACCGUCCGCUCGCAGCGCGGCAAGAACAUCGCCAAGGUGACCGGCGGCUUCGGUGGCGGCGGCGUCGGUAGGAACGACGAGGAGAUCAUCGACCAGCUGGACGUGACGCUCGAGGACCCCAACGAGGAGAUGCUAGAGCACGUGGCGCGCAUCAAGGCCGACCCGCUGCACUUCCACGAGCAGGAGGAGGAGGAGGAGGAAGAGCAGGCCCGGGCCGAGGAGCAGUCGCAUGAGGUGCGGGAUGACGAGGAUGAGGAUGCACCCCGUGGCAACCGGGACGGCGCCGAUAGCGACGACGAAGCCCGCAGCCCCGAGACGAAUGGGAACCGACGCGGCGUCGAGUCAGAAGAGGAUGAUGCCGAAGGGGAUGAGGAGGAGUAG
This is a messenger RNA of Thyridium curvatum, 1566 nucleotides long. RefSeq lists its product as uncharacterized. The coding region runs from base 1 to 1566 and encodes 521 amino acids. Gene Ontology annotation, cellular component: Cdc73/Paf1 complex. NCBI's taxonomy places the organism in Eukaryota, Fungi, Ascomycota, Sordariomycetes, Thyridiales, Thyridiaceae. The record is from RefSeq and is a predicted model, not a curated record. Gene Ontology annotation, molecular function: RNA polymerase II complex binding; chromatin binding. The transcript is spliced from 2 exons. Gene Ontology annotation, biological process: transcription elongation by RNA polymerase II.